This is a messenger RNA of Dreissena polymorpha, 2938 nucleotides long. RefSeq lists its product as uncharacterized. Bases 443 to 1411 code for a protein of 322 amino acids. NCBI's taxonomy places the organism in Eukaryota, Metazoa, Mollusca, Bivalvia, Myida, Dreissenidae. The transcript is spliced from 2 exons. The record is from RefSeq and is a predicted model, not a curated record.
UGUAUUUUAAGCUUCCAUAAACGUUUAAUUAUUUUAUUGUUGCUAAACACUUGUAAGGAGCGAAGCAGUUUCUUUGUUUAAUGGCGUCCUGAUAGGCAAAUUCUCCAUUUUUUUGUAAUAUGUAUCCAUUUCAACUCACCACAGAGUUUUAAUAGUUAUUUUCCUCUAUGUCAUAUAUCAUAUCUCAUUUUACUAAAAAUCGCUCAUGGUAAGCCCUCAUCAGAGCUUUGUUUACAUUCGCUACGGCAGCCAUCUUGGAUUAUUAGAACUUGUCGACCCGGGUCGAUUUGCCUUAGUUGGUCGUUCGAUCAUAGGUCGGGUCGACCGGGUGCUGAAUCGACCAAGGAAGAUCAGCGUUCUUUUGGAAUCAUUCCGGUUCGAGCCUUCACGAAGAACGGUCGUAUUUCUGUAUCAUAAGAACUAAAGAGGUGCUAUUCGGUGGAUGAUCAAGAGAACAGUUAAACUUGAAUCGCCGAUCCAGUUUGCAGAUAAGAUGAACAGGUUUUCCAAUGGGGGUCUCGCAUAUCGUUGUAGCCAUUGCGGCAAAGUGGACAGAAAGGGGAGACUGGUGGCCCACAUACUGAGAGACCACGUACCAGAAAAGCAAGUUCCCUUUUUCUGCACCCUAUGCAAGUUCCGGUGUGAAACCAGGGAUGAUUUACUAAAACACCUCACCAAAUACGCGGGCCAUGUGAGGGCAGUUGGCAGCAAUCAGAACAUUGACCUUAAACAGAUACUGAUCAAGUCCAACGUUCCUUGGUUUGUGUCAGCUAACGAUAUGACCCCGAUAAGGGAAGAAGACGAUGACAUGUUUAUGGAUCCAGAGGAACCAGCACUUCCACCAUGGCUCCUGGAUGUGAGGCCGUUGAAGAGGAAGGCGGACUCCUCACCAUCAACCAUGUCGCUUCCAUUAAGUCCGCAGUAUACAGAUCAGAGGUACGUGCUACCCAGAUCAAUGGUAGAAUCCCAGGAAAUAUUCCCUGACCAAUCAACUGCUCUUGUUAACCCAGCACUGUACACGGCCCCUAGCUUUGAUGAAGAUCCUUUGACAGCACUGGUCCAAACCUUGAAGACACCACAGUCAUCGCCUAAGGCCCGGGCAGCCACACCUCUCAAGGACGAACCAGUGGACAUUCUUCCUACAGAACAGGACAAGGCGGAUCCACUUCUCUAUGAGAUAAUAUCAAUGUCAGAAAAGGCGUCUCAAACAGAGAAAGGACAACCCAAUGCCGAACUGCAGGCUAUCCAGAGAGCAUCGGAGACAGCUGCUCAAGCCUGUCAAGCCACCGCCAGAAACACCGAAAGGAUACUAGACGAGCUUCGUCGUUUGGAACGCAGAGUAACUUCCAUCGAGAGAGCUAUUGAUAGUCGAAGGCGGGACAAGGAAAACAUGAGGCCGUGCAAAAUGUAACUAUGCCUUGGAAAUGAUCGCCUUCUGCUUGAAUUGCAGGGGCCCACUAAGUGCUGGUAAUCCACGCGGGCACUUGGUGGGUAUUCGUCGCGCCUGCUGGGAAGCGGGCCCACGUAGUACCAGUUGGUGCUAUCUGGGUAUUCGCUGAUCACGGCGUGGGUGGUCAGUCCGUACUGUGCAUUUGUCGCUUAUGGGGGCAUGGUACGGGUAUUUCCCCCCCCCCCCCCAUCUGUGGACUCUUCUUGAAGAUCUUUACCUGUGAAAAUAAAUAUGGACAUUUAAUUUAUACAACAUGCACAGUUAACUUACAAACUAUUACAAAGUGUCAGGACAAUUAAAACAAAUGUGUUAAGAUUUCUGUGAUACAUAAGAGUGCUCAAUUUUAUUUAAUAACAUUGUGUUUAACUUCAAGAGACAUUAUUGUGUGUGUGAACCUCAAGUGACAUUUUUAAGUGUAUGAAUACACUGUGUAAGAUUUCUGUGAUACAUAAGAGUGCUUAAUUUUAUUCAAUUAUAUUGUGUUUAACGUCAAGUGACAUCUUGUGUGUGUGUGAACCUCAAGUGACAUUUUUAAGUGUAAGAAUACACUGUGUAAGAUUUCUGUGAUACACAAGAGUGCUUAAUUUUAUUCAAUUAUAUUGUGCUUAACCUCAAGUGACAUUUUGUGUGUGGGAACCUCAAGUGACAUUCUUGUGUGUGUGAAUACACUGUGGAAGGUGACAUUUUCAAAGUGAACAGUGAUUUUGUGAUCUCAAAAGUAAUUGAUCUCAAUUAUUAUAUAUUGCUUGUUCUUGUUAACAGUUUAUAGUUAUAUCAUUGUUGGUUCCUCAUUGUUUGUUAAGGCUGCAGGAGCUUAGCCUUCCUGCAGGAGGGGGUAAUGAUGCGCCCCACCUUUUGUUCAAUGAUAUUCGGAAUAUUAAUAUUUGUUAAUAAAUUAUACAAUUUAUGUAGUAAAUGAACACUUACCUUUUAAUACAUGUAUUAACAUUCCAAGAGUUUUGAUGAUCACCAGUGAGGGAAUUUUAUUUAAAUACAUGACUGCAUAUUUUUUAUGUCUAUACAGAAUGCAUUUUAUAAGUAAACCCCCCCCCCCCCUCACUGUAUUUUAAGCUUCCAUAAACGUUUAAUUAUUUUAUUGUUGCUAAACACUUGUAAGGAGCGAAGCAGUUUCUUUGUUUAAUGGCGUCCUGAUAGGCAAAUUCUCCAUUUUUUUGUAAUAUGUAUCCAUUUCAACUCACCACAGAGUUUUAAUAGUUAUUUUCCUCUAUGUCAUAUCUCAUUUUACUAAAAAUCGCUCAUGGUAAGCCCUCAUCAGAGCUUUGUUUACAUUCGCUACGGCAGCCAUCUUGGAUUCUUAGAACUUGUCGACCCGGGUCGAUUUGCCUUAGUUGGUCGUUCGAUCAUAGGUCGGGUCGACCGGGUGCUGAAUCGACCAAGGAAGAUCAGCGUUCUUUUGGAAUCAUUCCGGUUCGAGCCUUUACGAAGAACGGUCGUAUUUCUGUAUCAUAAGAACUAAAGAGGUGCUAU